Messenger RNA from Colletotrichum godetiae, 1177 nucleotides. RefSeq lists its product as uncharacterized. Lineage: Eukaryota; Fungi; Ascomycota; Sordariomycetes; Glomerellales; Glomerellaceae. Bases 204 to 941 code for a protein of 245 amino acids. The transcript has a single exon. The record is from RefSeq and is a predicted model, not a curated record.
AGUCGCCCUCAUGGGCGUGAUAGCGGCGAUGAUGAAUACAACCGUCACCGCAGUCAGUUUUCCGCUGUGCUGUGUGCUCGGCGAGGUCCGCACAAGUAGGCUCCGCCUGGUCUGGUUGAUCUUGGUAUCUCUUUGGGCACGAGCGCGUUCGCCAUGAAAGUCGGUUUUUCCUCCAAAGAUCAAGUAUAUUCCGCAGCCAUACAAUGGUUGCAUUCCGAGAAAAUGCGUACCUCACGAAGCAGUUGGCGAUGGACGGAAGGGAAGUAAUAGCUGCAGGAUCAUACCGCUGCGGCGUGGUCAUCAUUUUGGGGUCAUACGAAUUCUCCAGCUUCGAGCUUCGCCCAGAAUGCAGUUACAUGGCUUUCCAACCGAUUUCCGCUAAAUUCUACAGCGGCCAUUCCAUCAACCAGUUCCAUGUCAGCAUGCCAAAUGCACAGGCCGACGUUAACUCGGCGAACAAAAUGCACUCCAUCUCUCUUGAUUUGGUAGGUGUGCAUCCUGAUUCUGCUGCCCCUGCUUCAAUACCCAUUCGGUACUCAUCACUGGCUCGCUUGCUGUCCGCGAGUAGUCCCCCAGCGCAUGUUAUAGAGGGAAUGGAAAGGGUCUUUGAGGCUUUUGGGUGUUGUUCGACAUCCUGUUCUGAAAUGGGGCAUCGAGGUCUCUCAUCCCUUGCUAUCUAUCAACAUCGAAAGGUGACACCAGGUACCCCCAUCAUCUCAUUCGUGAUUACCACUCAUGAUGCGCAGGGGACUAGAGAUAGGAUGGUAGGCACGGGGAGUCGCCUUACGAAUGGAAGGGGAUCUGGCGAUUCAAGCCGAAAUUGGAGCUCCUGGACGGUAAGCUUUGAUGAGAUAGGUGACCCAGGAAAUUCCAGGCAUCCCACCCGCCAUCGCCGCCUCCAUCUACUUGUUUCCGCGGCUUCUGAUGUCUCACUGGCUUAGCACCGAAGCACAGCGAUUGAUAAACUGGACCCUUGUCCAAUGCAUCAGGGCUCAAUGUCCUUUCACUCCCGGGCCGAAGUAGGUCCAGAGGUUUUACCCAAUUUUGUUGGUUACACUGCUGGGGAGCCUGCCCAGCGCAGAUAGAAUUUGGCGACGAGGGGCAAGGUCCUAAAAAAGUGUAGGGGGCAACGAAUGUGACUGCGGCCCUGUUGCUCCUUGUAUGCUGGACGAUGAAC